Malus domestica (apple) is the source of this 1417-nucleotide messenger RNA. RefSeq names its product cyclin-D5-1-like. Gene Ontology annotation, cellular component: cyclin-dependent protein kinase holoenzyme complex; cytoplasm; nucleus. The record is from RefSeq and is a predicted model, not a curated record. NCBI's taxonomy places the organism in Eukaryota, Viridiplantae, Streptophyta, Magnoliopsida, Rosales, Rosaceae. Gene Ontology annotation, molecular function: cyclin-dependent protein serine/threonine kinase regulator activity. Gene Ontology annotation, biological process: regulation of cyclin-dependent protein serine/threonine kinase activity; mitotic cell cycle phase transition.
AUUACAUUAGAGAAGAGUAAUUCUGUUCUGGUGUAGAAAUUCCAAUGGUGGAGUGGAGUUACUUUGAGGAAAGAAUCUUCAGUUCGGGCGCUCGCUAGGGCAGCAAACACAAGGGGGUGGGAGAGACUUAAAUUCGGAGCUUUUCCAGAGCUUUCUUGCCAAGAAAGAAACAAUGGACGGUGGCAAUGACGAUGAUCCUUUAUCGCCGGACCUUUCUUGCCAAGAAAAUCCUGAAUUUUUGUACGAUGAGGUGCCAGUUGAAAACCCAGAUGACGGCAUCAACAACUUAAUCGACAUAGAGAUCGGAUUCGGGUUCCAGAGAGAUGAAGCUUUGAUCAUUCCCAACUGGGUUUUGGAAGUUCGAUCGGAAUCCAUCACAUGGGCUCUCAACAAAACAGCAGCAUUUGGGUUUCAAUCCUCAACAGUAGUAUACUUGUUCGUUACAUACUUCGAUCGGUUCAUUUCUCUGACGUCCAUCGCCACGCCUAUUGUAGAAGAAAGACCUGAAAUUAGAUUGCUUUCGGUGGCCUGCCUUUCGUUGGCGGCAUGGACGGAGAGGAUGAUGCUCCCACCGCUGUCACAACACGAAGACGGAGAUUACUUCUUUGCAACGGGAUCUAUUGUACAAAAGGCGCACGGGGUGGUGACAGCAUUAGGAUGGGACAUGGAUAUAAUCACACCCUUCGCGUUUCUCGAUUACUUGGUCUCCAAGUUAUGGCAAGAAUUUCCACCAGAUGUGAAAUUUCAGAUUGCAGCACACCUCCGUUCUGUAAUGACAGAGAUCAAUUUAAUGCAUCAUCGGCCGUCCGCCGUAGCAGCUGCCGCCACCUUAAUGGCAUUGGAUCAGAAUUUAACUAAUGAAUCAUUGAAUGUCAGGAUAUCGGUUCCUGAUUUGAAUUUUUUGGAAACUGACGCUGUGUUUUUCUUGUACCAUCUAAUGCAGGAGCGGUUAGGUGGUUGAAAGUAAAUAACCCAAAAGGUGCAGUAAAUGUUGUAGAAAAUUCUUCAGUUACAGCAGAGAAGUGAUUCUGUUGAUAAAUAGUAAAUAGUAAAUGGGAAAGAGAAGAGAUGAGGUGCCUUGGUGAGAUUUCAUGCGUUUGUGUUGCAUGUUGGCCAUCAAAAUUCAAGAGAGUUUUGUAAAGAUUUGAUUUGUUUGAAUGUUUGGGGUAUGUUUUUCUAGGCGGGCCCUACUAUGUUCUUCCUUAUAAGCAUUUUGGUUGGUUGGCUGUGUAGUGCUGAGGUGUCAGCAAACCCAAGACAUUGUGGGAUCAAUAGGUUUUUCUAUGCUAAUCAUAUUUUGACAAAGUUAAUUAAUGGUUACUUUUUAAUCACGACGAGAUGGUCCAAUAGUUGGGAAUGAGUUCCAGAUCCAUAUUCAUCCGGCACAUCCUAAGUUACAAUCCUAACACAAGUGAAU